Molecule: messenger RNA, 3396 nt
Organism: Cynoglossus semilaevis (tongue sole)
Lineage: Eukaryota; Metazoa; Chordata; Actinopteri; Pleuronectiformes; Cynoglossidae
Gene: btbd3b
Product: BTB (POZ) domain containing 3b
Exons: 4
Coding region: 1698-3251 (517 amino acids)
Biological process (GO): dendrite morphogenesis; neurogenesis; cerebral cortex development
Cellular component (GO): cytosol
Molecular function (GO): protein binding
Source: RefSeq, a predicted model, not a curated record
UUGCUGAGUCAUCAAAAAUCCCUACAGAUAACAGACAAGAACACAACACGAACCCACCAACAUGCCACCAACCCGUGUGUCUGCUAGCAUUGUAUCCACAACACAACGAGGCGUUCAAUGAGUCUGUUUGAGUUUUCAAAAUAUUCAAUGCUUUUUAGAACAUUUGCAUGUUUGUGUUAUUAUUUUUUAAGUUUUAAGUUUUUCUUUUUUAUUUAGCCACCUUUUUGGUGUUUUAUUUUGGCUGGGCUUUAAUUCUUUAGUUUAUAAUCUGCCCCAAAUAAAUUUAUAAAUAAAUAGCCAUGAUUUAGAACAAUGUUAUUUGUGCUUAAAAUAGGGUAGUUUUCUUUGGGUAAAUGAUUUAACCCUGGUAAAAAGGUAGGUUUUAUGAAAUUAUUUGUUUCCUAUAUCCAGUGUAGAAUAAUCUAAGAUUUCCUAAUAAAAGUCGUAUGCUUAUAAAAUAUGGCCUUUUAAACCGGCUAAUGGUUAAAAAUUAGAGAGAAGUAUAUUGCCGGAGGCAUGUUUAGUAGUGGCUCACACUUCUUUCAAAAUGUUAAAUUUCCAAAAGGUGAGUUGAAUGGCAAGCCUAAUUAGAUGUCAGGAGUCCAUUUUAAGUAGGAAAGAAAAGCAAAUUCAAGUGUUUCUAUUCAUUUGUGCAAAACCAAUUGAAAAAUAACUAUGACUGUGUGAGGAUGCAUGAAUUACGCAAAUUCUGCCCUUAAGACAACAACCAAAAUUGCAUUGUCCUUUUGAUUUAUGGCUUGUUUGCCACAAAACUGAAUGUCGUAGUUUCAGGUAAAGCACACAGAAGAAACAAAACUCCAGAAUAAUAGAUCAUUCUGUUUUGAAUAUGGUUGUUACUUUAAUGAAGAGGCUGACCGUUGAAUAUUCAAGUAUCUCCUGCGCUGGGCUGCCUUAGCCAAUCAUAAAUGCUGCAUGCAGCCAUUGGCUGAGCUCCGGAGAGAGUCGAGUACUGAGCUGUGAGGGGAGUGGGGGUUUCUCUAUCUCCUCUGCACUCUCCCAUUCAACCUCUGUAGUCAGCAGAACGAGCAGCUGAGCAGAACAACACAGCAUCCACGGCGGCUUCAGCAUCCUGCAGGAGAGUCUGCUCCAGGGAGGAGAGGGAGUGAGUGAAGAAAAGAGCAAGUGUUUGAGGAAAGAAACUGACAGAUUAAGAUGUGGAGAGAGACUGAGAGGAGCAGAGGAGGACUGAAAGUGGCAUUUGAAAGGAAUUGAGAAAACGCGCUCUGCCCGUUUGAGGACCACUGCAGCUGUACUAAAUCUGGGGCUGUCAGGCAAACCCUCAGCAUAGCAGAGAAGGAGCCGGGGGAAGAGGCAGAGGAGAUGUAGACAGGAGGUGAAGAGCUGAUCACAUCACUCUGGACAAGCAUGGAUGGGGACCUCAAGAGCUUCUCUGUCAGCAGAUCAAACUUCACACAGGAAAAGUGCGUUCAGAUUCUCAAUCUGAGCCUGUUUCUUCAACAGAGUGCAGAAACAGGCAGAGCAGAGAGUUGGUGAAUCCUCUCCGAGGAUCUCUUGGCUGCUGCACUGCUGAGUUCAGCUCAAUUCUCUGCUGUCCUUUUCCCAAGGACCCCCCACUCCCGCCCCCACUACCACCCCCAGUCCACCUUCGCACCCGCCUGCUGCUGGUGAAUGUCUUCUCUGCAUGAACUCCCACUGCUCCGCAGUUGAACACACUCAUGGUCGAUGCCAAGGGAAGGAACAUGAAAUGUCUGACUUUCUUCUUGAUGCUGCCUGAGUCAGUGAAAAGUAAGUCAAGCAAAAGCUCCAAGAAAGGGAAUCCCAGCAGCAGCUCCAAACUGCCCCCCGUCUGUUAUGAGAUAAUCACUCUGAGGAGCAAGAAGAAGAAGAAGAUGUCAGGGGACAUUUUUCCCACCAAAAAGCCCGCUUCCACCACUACGGUGCAACAGUACCAGCAGCAGAACCUCAACAACAACAACACCAUUCAGAACUGUAACUGGCAGGGACUGUACUCCACUAUCAGAGAGAGAAACUCUGUGAUGUUCAACAAUGAGCUGAUGGCAGAUGUUCACUUUGUGGUCGGUCAGCACGGAAGAACCCAGCGGCUGCCUGGACACCGGUACGUCCUGGCUGUGGGCAGCUCUGUCUUUCAUGCCAUGUUUUACGGCGAACUGGCUGAAAACCAGGAUGAAAUCCAUAUUCCGGAUGUGGAACCUGCAGCAUUUCUGGCCAUGUUAAAGUAUAUUUACUGUGAUGAAAUUGACCUAAGUGCUGACACAGUGUUGGCCACCCUUUACGCUGCCAAGAAGUACAUUGUCCCUCACCUGGCCCGCGCCUGUGUCAACUUCCUGGAGACCAGCCUGAGUGCCAAGAAUGCCUGCGUGUUACUUUCCCAGAGCUGCCUGUUUGAGGAGCCGGAGCUGACACAGCGCUGCUGGGAGGUGAUUGAUGCUCAGGCAGAGCUGGCGUUACGCUCCGAGGGCUUCUGUGACAUCGACGCCCAGACCCUGGAGAGUAUCCUACAGCGAGAGACUCUCAACACUAAGGAGAUAGUGGUAUUCGAGGCUGCUCUCAGCUGGGCUGAGGCUGAGUGCCAGAGGAAGGAGCUCACCUCCUCAACUGACAAUAAACGAAAGGUCCUGGGCCAAGCCAUGUACCUGAUACGCAUCCCUACUAUGGCCCUGGAUGAUUUCGCUAAUGGAGCGGCCCAGUCGGGCGUGUUGACUCUUAAUGAGACCAAUGACAUUUUCCUGUGGUACACAGCAUCCAAUAAACCCGAGCUACAGUUCGCCAGUCAGCCCCGAAAAGGGCUCUCGCCCCAGCGUUGCCACAGAUUCCAGUCCUGUGCCUACAGAAGCAAUCAGUGGCGUUACAGGGGGCGCUGUGACAGUAUACAGUUUGCAGUUGACAAAAGAGUUUUCAUCGCCGGGUUUGGACUGUAUGGAUCAAGUUGUGGCUCAGCAGAAUACAGCGCCAAAAUUGAGCUAAAACGUCAAGGAGUACUUCUGGGACAAAACCUCAGCAAAUACUUCUCUGAUGGUUCUAGCAACACAUUUCCAGUCUGGUUUGAGUACCCAGUCCAGAUCGAGCCUGAUACAUUCUACACUGCCAGUGUGGUCCUUGAUGGUAAUGAGCUCAGUUACUUUGGGCAGGAAGGGAUGACAGAGGUGCAGUGUGGGAAAGUGACAUUUCAGUUCCAGUGCUCCUCAGACAGCACUAAUGGUACUGGGGUGCAGGGCGGACAGAUACCAGAGCUGAUCUUCUAUGCCUGAUAAGACCUGUGCACACACUGUAUUUACACUGGGCUUCAACUGACUCAUGAAAACACAAACACAGCUAUCACUCUGUCUGAUUGGUCACAUGAUGUUUUAUUAUUUUUUCACUACUGCUGAGGAAUAUGGCUUCAGAAAAAAAAAA